This is a messenger RNA of Hibiscus syriacus, 402 nucleotides long. RefSeq names its product ras-related protein RABB1b-like. Gene Ontology annotation, biological process: regulation of endocytosis. The record is from RefSeq and is a predicted model, not a curated record. Gene Ontology annotation, molecular function: GTP binding; GTPase activity. NCBI's taxonomy places the organism in Eukaryota, Viridiplantae, Streptophyta, Magnoliopsida, Malvales, Malvaceae. Gene Ontology annotation, cellular component: endosome. The transcript is spliced from 4 exons. Bases 1 to 402 code for a protein of 133 amino acids.
AUGGCUAAGACUGGUUUAUUGUAUUUCGGAACAUUUAGAUUUUUCGCUGAACUGCAAAUUUUAUUCUUGAGCAGGAGAGAGACAUUUAACCAUCUAGCAAGUUGGUUGAAGGAUGCACGGCAGCAUGCAAAUCCAAACCCGACAAUCAUGUUCGUCGGGAACAAAAGUGAUCUUUCUCACAGGAGGGCUGUUAGCAAAGAAGAGGGCGAACAGUCUGCAAAGGAGAAUGGUCUUUUCUUCUUGGAAGCAUCUGCUAGAACAGCUCAAAAUGUUGGGGAGUUAGACUCGAGAAUGAGUGAUGGACAAGGAACCCCUACGAAGUCACCCCCGGGCAACCAUCAUCACAAGCGCAGCAUCACGCAGUCAUUGCCUGUUUCCUGUCAGCAACAGGGUUUGAGAUAG